Molecule: messenger RNA, 6746 nt
Organism: Hydractinia symbiolongicarpus
Lineage: Eukaryota; Metazoa; Cnidaria; Hydrozoa; Anthoathecata; Hydractiniidae
Product: putative ankyrin repeat protein RBE_0319
Exons: 7
Coding region: 4732-6375 (547 amino acids)
Molecular function (GO): protein binding
Source: RefSeq, a predicted model, not a curated record
UUGACCGUAACAUUAACAGCACAAAGUUAAAAAUUUAUGCACACAAAUUCAUUGAUGCUGAAAAUGAUCUUAAAGUCAAAACAAUAAACUUCUAAAAUUUAAAAGAAAAAAAUUCGGGAAAUGUGUAUUACAGUGAAGCCGCUUCAGUGAUCAAGGUCUUAUUUAUCCGCAGUUGGUGAACUUAAAAUUUUAAAUCACAAACCGAACUAUUUCAGCUUUAAUUUAGACCGGAUUGGUGAUGGUUUCCAUUAAUGUUUACAUUUGAAGAAAAACCUGAUUCAAGAUCAGAGAAGGAAAAAGAGGAGGCUGGCUUUGACUUGAUUGCCGAAUCUCAUUAUUAUGGAAAAAAUAAGCAAGUCAAACCAUGUAAACAAAAUGUUCCUGCUCAAUGCUUAGGUUUUUUGGAGAAUACACGAGUUCACAGCUUUGUUUCUUUUAUUACAAAGCUCUUACUGAGAACACUGUUUGCAGUUCUUAUAAGGCGCUUGGGUGUUCAACGGCGUUUCUAGACACGGCGUUUCGACGUCGGGUUUAGUCUCCCGGCUAGUCCUGUUUCAAUACGAAAAAUCGCAAAUAAAUGACACUCGUCACUUUGGAAUGCCUGUUUAUCAAUUCUGCGGCUAAAAUAUAUAGAACCAGGGACGUUGUUGACUCUCAAACCUAACAAAAACAAUAUGUCUGCCUGGAAGUGUCGGGAAUUCCGUACAAAAUUACCGUGAUUUUACUUAAAAACUAUAGGAUAAUUAAGGUUUUAAAAAAAAUAAAGGAGUGUCUCUUAACUCCUACAAUGAAGAGCUUCUAAAAGCAAAUACGAGCUAUGGCAACAAAAGACGUCUAUUGUUUCACUGUUUAAUUAAAUAUUUUAGUUUUGAGUUAGUUUUUUUUGAUGUACCGCUGCUAUUUCUCAACUUAUUAAUCAACUUAUUAAACUCUGCUUGAAACAGAAACUAAUUAGUAAAAGUCUGAAAGAGACUUUGACCGUAACAUUAACACCACCAAGUUAAAAUUUUAUACACACAAAUUCAUUGAUGCUGAAAAUGAUCUUAAAGUCAAAACAAUAAACUUCUAAAACUUAAAAGAAAAAAAUUCGGGAAAUGUGUAUUACAGUGAAGCCGCUUCAGUGAUCAAGGUCUUAUUUAUCCGCAGUUGGUGAACUUAAAAUUUUAAAUCACAAACCGAACUAUUUCAGCUUUAAUUUAGACCGGAUUGUAAGUGACCGUUCUUUUUUGCUUUAUGAUUUGUUUUGUUUUUAUCACAAGAAAAACCUGCAAUUUUCGAAUGUUAUGCGUUAAUACUGGCAGUUGCACUUAGUCUACCAGCUUUAUAAUUUGCAUGUUUAUAUAAAUUUUGAUCCUGAGUUCAAAUACGCCAAAUAUUUUUUUUAAAAGCGAUUGAAAAUUUUAGGCUUGUUAACUCAGAUCUAAGAUAUUUUGAUAUUUUGUUAUGAAACAUAAAAAAGUGCUGACUAAAAGCUUAAUCGACAUUUAGCCUAAAAUGAUAAUGAAAAGUCCAUCUGGUUUGUAACUCUCCCAGGAAAGGCACAGAUUUUCUUUUUUCCACCUUCUGUAUUUUUUAUCUACGUUGUGUAUCUUUUACCUUCGAGAUUAAAACUCUCCAACAGGAACAAACCAUACUUUUAAAUUUAUCCUCGUCAAACAAAUAAUAGUUUUAUGACGCAAUUUACCUUUUGGAAUCACAAUAAUGUGGAUCAGUUGGAUUUCUUGGUGGUUGUACAAGUGAAAUAUUAUUUCAAAUUAGUAUUAUGACCAUUGUGAUGUGAUCAAAUCAAGCUGAAUCCAGAUCUCUUUCAAAUGUCUUAAUUUAACUUAACUCUUCACAUAUAAUUUGGAUUUUAUUUGAAAAAAAAAAACGAAAAGCAGAAGGCACAUGCUCAGAUCGACAUGUUCUAUUUCAAAGUUGACUAUUCUGUUCUGUAAAAGAAGUCCCCAUUUGUCUUUUUAGCUAAGAAAUACCAGUUUUGUUUACAUCAUUGAGUGCUGAAUAUUAUUUAUCUUAAACUUUUUUAUUUUUUCUCAACACAGUCAUGAAUUUUCAGUAAAAUGUUUAAAAAAUGUAGAUAUCAAUUUGUGGAACAUACUUAUUUAUUUGUUGUCAUUUUACGAAUUAAACAUAAAAUAGUUUCAUGUUCAACUUUUCUUUAAAAUACAGCAAAACAUAUUUUUGAAUAUGUUUUGCGUGUGUUUUAGAAAUGAUCCGAACAUUUCCAAAAAAGGACACAAUGUACAAUCUGUAGCAUAUUCUCUUCAAAAAGUCAUAAAUGUAAUAAAUAAAAAAUAAAAAUUUAGGGUGUAAUAAAUCUGUACUAUGUACAGACAUAAGUGAUAUUUUUGAGAAGUAGGUUUUAAAGUCUUUUUGUGCUUUUUUUUGCUUAGUGUGUAAAUAAUAACAGAAAACCAAAUGGUCCGAAGAUGACCUUUUGCUUAGUCGCAUGCCUUCUUUUAUUAUUGUUUAAUCUUUUCCAUUGUAGAUCUAUUUUAGGUGUUUUAUGGAAGUUAUAAAAAAAGCUUUUUUUAAGAACUUUUCUAAAUUUAGUUCACCAGCCAUUUCGUGGCACCACGGCAAUAACAAAUUGGAAACAGUAUUGUUGGUUUUUUGACUUCAUAUUUUUCUGUAAGAACUGAAUAAACGGUAAUAACCCAUUAGGAGAACUUGUUCACUGUUUUUUUUUCUUUUUGUGUUAUUUGAUUAAAUUCAAAUUUUUACUUUAUAUUUUUAGGUUUUUAUAACGCACAUGAUGCAUGGGGUUAACCCAGUCUCUUCUCUGGACAUCUUAGGUUUAAUUGUUUGAACGGAAUCAAUAUAAAGAAACUAAGAACCCCUGGACGAGAUUCACAUCAAACCUGUCCUCCUAACUCCAACUUUAUUACAGCCGAAUGUUAAUCGAGAAUUUACAAUAUUAUACCAAUUAUAACGCCUUUUAAUCUGUUCUAUAAUAGAUUGUCGAAGUGUGUCAACAAAUUUUCUGGACCAACAGAAGAAAUCUUAGAUUAAGGCAUAUUAAACAAAAGUCAAUUAAAGUAAUACUGGUAACAAAAAUAAUAUGUCUGCCUGAAAGUGUCAGGAACUCCGUAUAAAAAUACUGUGAUUUUACUCAAAAACUAUAAGAUAACUAAGAUUUUAAAAAACAACAAAUAACGGAGUGCCCCUUAACUCCUACGAUGAAGAGCUUCUAAAAGCAAAUACGAGCUAUGGCAUCAAAAGAGGUCUAUUGUUUCACUGUUUAAUUAAAUAUUUUUGGCGUGUGUCAUUUGUGGUAAGUUGAUUGGGUAUUGUGAAAGUUGUUUUUAAAAGCACAAGUUAAGACGUUUUGUAUAUUUCUGUUAAAUAGUCUUAAAAAUACUUCCAGUACAGAUCUUACGACGUUAAAUAUCAAUUAUAUUUAACCGUUCACGUUAUACUUGGUUUGGAAAAGUAAAUUCAUUGUUUUACAGAACAAAAAGCGAUAUAUUGCAUUUGCUUCAAAUAAAGACUGUCUGAUAAUAAGUGUAGCGUUGCAGAAAGAAACAUAACACGGAACAAUUUCGGGCUGGAAAAUACUCGAUUGAUUGUGCUGUAAGUAAAAUAUUAUUUCGGCUUAUUAUUACUUCCUUCGUAAUUUGAUCGAAUCAUUUUUAAAACUUUUCUAUUAUUGUGGGUGCGAUGCAAUUUCGUUCAUUCUAAGUUUAUUGUUUGGUGAUUAUGCUGAAUUUUGGAGGGGUAUACUUCUAGAUUCUUUAUUUCUUUUUUCACAAAAUAAGUUGAAUACAUUUUAUUAGCUCGUAGUGACAUGUCACAGAAUGCCAUUUCACAUUAUCUAUCGACUUUUCUUCAACACCUUAUUAUCAAAUUCUCACUUUUUAUCACUUAUAUCUUUUCAGGUCAUCUAGUUAUAUAUCGGGCUAGAAAUUUACAUGUAUAGGCGAGAAUUAGAUCUAACUACGCGCGAGACGUGAUAAAAAAGAAAUUGAACUUUGUACGAAGUUAUAUUAUUUUUUCAAUUUUUGAUCUUAAAAAUGAUAAUGAAGUAAAAAGAAUUUUUUUAAUAUACAACGAAAGAAAAUUGCUAUUUCGAAUUUUUUUAAUGUUAGACUCGGUCCACGAAUGCUCGAAAGUCGUUGCAGCGUUAGUUCAACCCGGAAUCUGGUAAACCCUGCACUCAAUUUUGAAUUUCAAAAUAAGAAAGUAUUAAAAAAUGUAUUUCAACUAAAAUUUUGGAUUUCUGAUUUUCAAUUAAAUUUGAAAUCAGUGGUCGUAAGGGUACACACGUUACAUAUAUUAUGAAUUACAAGAUUUUCAAUGAUAGGAAAAUGAAGAAUACAAAUAUAGCGAAUAACAGACUAUCGUGAUUAUACUUAAAAUUAUAUGAUAACUAUAAGCUUUUAAUGACAACAAAUAACGGAGUGUCUUAAAGCUUCUACGAUGAAGAGCUUCUAAAAGAAGAUACGAGCUAUGGCAACAAGAGAGGUCUAUUAUUCCACUGUUUAAUCAGUUUUAUUACUGGACAAACGCUGGCGUGUCAUUUGUUGUUUGAGUAUUGUGAAAGAUAUUUUUGAAAACACAAGUUAGAAGAGAGAGUUUGUAUAUUUUUGAAUUUUUUGCAAGUUUCUGCAAUAAAAUGGCUUUAUCAAAAGUUGAGCUUGCAAGAUUUGUUUGGACACUUAUCAUCAGCCUAAACAUCUAAACUGCGGACACACUUAUUGCCAAGAUUGUCUAGAUCGUAUUUUAGUGUUUAUGGAAGAUGGGAGUGCUGAACUGCCUUGUCCAGUAAGAUGUACUAAAACGACAACAAUUACUCACGAACAAACAGCAUCCUCCUUAAUGACUGUGUUUACAUUAACUGGUAUUUUGGACAAAGUGUCACCUAGAGAAAAUGUAAAAUCUUUAUGUCAGCAAAGUAAAGAGUGUAACCAGAUAAUCAGCUAUUCCUGUACAACAUGCAGUUUAAAGAUCUGUGAAAAAUGUCAAAAUCUUCAUUCUUGUUCCAACAAAUCAUAUAUCAAUGUCAUUUUCAAUCAAAAAUUGAAAGAACUUCAACCAUUGUGUAAGCAACACGACUCGCUUGCAAGAUUUGUCUGUAUUGAUUGUGAAAAUUUGUUAACAUGUGCAUAUUGCACACACAGACAACAUAAGAAUCACAGAAUAAAAACGAUUGAUGAUUUUGGCCUUGAAGCCAAAAAGUGGUUUCGAUCGUUUAUCACUUCAUUCGAUGAAACAAAAGUGGUGUUGGAAAAGUUAACAAGAAAAUACAGUGACGCUCUAACAAAUUUAGAGAAAGAAAGAGAACUAUUUGUUCAAAAAUUAAAAGAAAGAAAGUUAAAACGACUAGAAGAAUAUCUCAAAAUAUUAAAUAAAGAAGAAGAAGAUCUAUUGCGGAUAUUCGAUGAGAAAUCUAAAGAAUUUAAAGCAAAAUUGACUUGUGAUGGUUUUGUCGACAAUAAGAAAGUACAAGAAUUUGCAAAUUACAUUCAAACUCUUAAUUUAAAAUCUCAUUUUGAGUUAGUUACUGAAAAGUUGGAAAUUGAACGACAACUUCGCAGGCUAUCCUUGUUUCCAAGAACUAUCCCAACAUUCAAUUCACACCUUCAUCAAAUGAACAAAGCGGAUAUUUCGUCAAAUCCGUUGGGCGAAAUGAAAAUUUCAAUUGAUGAAAUCACCACUGCUGGUGUAGAUCCCAAUGAAUGUUCUGUUUAUAGAAACUUGAUUGAUGAAGAUGAAACCCAACCCAACUAUUCCCAAUUAACAACUGAUCUAAUGAACUUGGUUAAAACUCUGAAAAAGUACGAGAAACCAAUUGUAAAUCCUUCUUCUGGAAAACAACAACAGAAUGAUGUAAAGCCAAAAAGUUUCCAGCAUGUUAAGAAGAGUUACUCUUUUGAAGAACUUGAAAAAAUCAUUGAAAAUGGCGAUGUCAAGACAUUUCACACAAUUCUUAUUGAUCAUCCAAGUAUCGUUAAAAUGAGAGGUUUUUAUGAAAGAACACUGUUGAUGGAAGCAGCAUGGUACAAUAAACCAUCAAUAGUGAAAUGUUUGAUUGAUGCUGGUAGCGAUGUGAAUGCUGUCAAUGCAAAUAAAUGGAAUGCAUAUCACUACAGUGCAUGUUGUGGUCAUCAUGAUGUUUUGAAAGUUUUAAUUAAUCAUGACGUCACAAAUAUUAACAAUUUAAACAGUUACAAUUACACACCAUUACAUCUUGCAUCUUAUUUCGGUCAUAUUGAUUGUGUGAAGUUGUUGUUGUCUAUACCACACAUUGAUGUCAAUGUACGAGACAGUUACAAUGACACACCAUUACAUCUUGCAUCUGAAAAUGAUCAUAUUGAAUGUGUGAAGUUGUUGUUGUCUAUACCACAUAUCGAUAUCAAUAUACGAGACAAUUAGAAAAAAACUGCUUAUGAUGUUACUUGUAACAACACUAUCGAACGUUUAUUACAAGAACAUUAAAGAAAUUAAGAACAUUUUCAGACAAUUAUAUUUUUUAAUUUACCUAAGCAAAUUAUUAAAAGCAUAUAUCGUCUUUUUUAAAAGAACUAUAGGUUAUAGUAGAAUAGGUUUCUUAUUUAUUUCAUAAAUAUACGUUCACAAAUUUCAAAACAUGACUUCUUAAGAAGAAGAAGAUAUAAUUCAUUAAAUUUAGUUGACUAACAGAAGUAAGUAGAGAUGCUACCUCAGUAGUUUAUCAAGAACGUAAGAAGCACUAAACAAGUUUUCUUGACAUGUGUAUAUCGCAAAUACACGAAAUUCGUAUAGAA